Messenger RNA from Apis laboriosa (Himalayan honeybee), 1487 nucleotides. RefSeq lists its product as uncharacterized. The record is from RefSeq and is a predicted model, not a curated record. The coding region runs from base 145 to 1374 and encodes 409 amino acids. Lineage: Eukaryota; Metazoa; Arthropoda; Insecta; Hymenoptera; Apidae. The transcript has 3 exons.
ACAAAAAGAAUCCCGAAGAGGGUUCCAGCAACACAUAAUUUCGUAUACGAGUUCAAUCCAUUUGGAAAUUCCAUAUCAAUUUCUAAUAAUGCAACGACAACAAAAGGAGCACGAAAUCCAUCUAAUAUCGCACAAGAUUUAUCUAUGAAACUUAUAAAUGAUAAGCAAAGUUUCAAUAAUAUUCAGACACAGGCAGUGUUACCAAAAUUACAUCCGCGUAGCGAUACUAUACUAGGAAAUUCGGGAAAACACGAAAAUGUAACUAAUUAUGGAAAAAAUGCUAAUUUACCUACUAUAAAAAAACAAGAAAUAAAUGUUGAAGAACGAUUGAUUAAAAAUCGUAGUGCAAGACACAAACAUGUUAACGAUAUCGAUCGAGAAGUUGAAAAAGUAAAAUCAGAUUGGCGAGCAUUACGUACAGAUGGCGGAUGGACUCAAAAUAAAAAUUAUAAAAAUGUUCGAACGAGAAAAUUAUAUGAUACGUUAGAAAGAAUGACACUUGAAAUAGAUAAAAUUCAAAAACUCUAUUUGAAUCCGAAAUCAAAUCAAUAUUUGCAACGAGGCGAAAUAAAAUCAGAAUUAUCUUUUGAUGAAAAAGCGGGAAAAAUCAAACACAUGCUCUUUUCUAAAGAAAAUAAAAAAAUAGUUGAUGAUAAAAUAAACAAUAUACCGAAUGAUACUCUAAAAAAUAGUUCAUUAGAAGUAAUUUCAUCAAAAGAUGUGUGCAAUAAAAAAAUUGAAAAAAAAUCUCUUUUUUCCAAUAUACAAAUUCAAAAUACUAAAAGUGGUACAAAAUUAAAUAACAAUUUGCGGUUGAAUAAACGAAAUAUAGGCACAAAUAGUUCAAUAAAUUUAAAAAAGAUUAAUUCUGAUAUUGAACAAUAUUUGGACAAAUAUAUUAAUGACGUAGAAAAGAAUUCAGUUAGUAAAAAGGAAUUGGAAAUUAAAGACUUAGACGUUCCUACUGACGAUAUAGCAAAUAUGUUGAAAAAGCUAAAUAUAAAUUCUUUCGAUUUAUACGAUAUUGACAAUUCUGAAGAUUUCCCACAACAGAGUUUCCUACAACAAGAAAAAUUGAAAAGUAUAAAGAAAGAAAAUUCUAUACAAACAACAUUAGAUCAAAAAAUUGAAAGUACAAAAAUAAAAGAAGUAACUACAAAAAUGUUAUCACCAAAAGAAGAUAAUAAUCCUUCAACACAAUAUAAUAAUAAAAUAAAUAACGAUAGUUCAAUCCAAACUAAAAAUAUGUAUAAAGACAAUGCUUUCAUAGAAAUGGGUUUGCAUGCAUUGAAUAAUAACUAUCCUCGAAAUGCAUUAUGUCAUGUACUUCAAUCAGAAUAUUUGAAAAAAGACACAUCCUUAAAACCUAUGUAGAACUUUAAAUAUUGAAAUAUUAAAAUUGAAUUUAUGCAUACUCACAUAAAUUUAGAAACAAGAAUGAUAUUAUAAAUAGUAAAAUUAUAUGAUAAUAAAUAAAAAUAAUAAAU